ACUCAACCCCGCCUGUGGUACUCAGCUAAACCAGGCCCCCUUUAUUACGCACUGAGGCCCAAGUGAAGGUCCUCAUUCACUUCUUCCCACCAUCAGUCGCCUAGUCAUUUCACUAUGGUAGAUUUUUGAGUGACACAAUGGGUGUUCUUCAAAAGGAGUUAAAACCGGCAUAUUCGCCCAUUCCUGACGAUCAGUCUGCGACUGAGUCGGAUGACCUCUUAUAUGAAGGUUUCAAGGCACAGCAUGGGAAAAAGUCACGCUGGUCACGAUGGGUAAUAUUAGGCGGUGUCGUGGUUUUCGUGGUGUACUCAAUAGCUCUUGUUACGAUCCCUUACAUGUGGUUCAAGAAAGAGAGGAUUCAUGGCGCCAAUGUCAUCGAUACCCCUAUAAGGAAACAUAUCAAGUAUGAACCUACAUAUUUUGGUCAUACGGAAACCUCAAAAGACUAUAAUCUUGUCGGACAGCCAAGCGAUGAGCUGGACAAAAACUGGAGCUCUCUUAUGCAGUAUUUCUAUGCUGAAGUGCCAAAGGAGUACAUCCAAUCCCUUGGUCGAGAAAGAGAUAGCAUUCGGUUGCCUAAUGGUAAUUAUUUGGCCAAUUAUGCUUUUAUCCACCAGCUACACUGUCUGAAACGUCUACAUCAAUCCUACUUUCCGGAGCAUUACUGGCCAGAUAUGACUGAAGAGGAAAAAGAGCUGCAGCUUGAGCACAGCUUACAUUGCCUGCAAAUGCUCGUGGAAGUCGUUAUGUGCAAGGCCGACGAGACACCACUCACCAUGAUCUGGUUUGAUGAGAGUAUCUUACCUGGCGGCAAUAGAACCAUUGCCCAUGAAUGCAAGAACUGGGAUACACUGAUCGAAGGAAUGGAAGAGGUCAAGGUUGACCCUUUCGAGCCAGGGCUACUAGUUCAUCCCAAGUACGGCCCUGUGGUACCUGACGGUCGCAACACCACACUUGAUAAUAGGAUAGGAUACGUCAAGCAUGCUACACCUCUGAACAGAACAAAGUGGCCAUAAUAAGGGUUAGGGUUAGGCAGCCUACUGUAGAUCGAAGCCGUACGUUCCAGACUUUAGGCGAAAUGAAUGAAAAGGGUGGCAUACUCAUAUAUGAUAAUAAAAUUAACAACGUUUAACAUGGCUUCAGCAGUCACUUUUAUUAAUUAUAAGAUCACAUAGGGGACUUGGGAAUAUUUAAUGUCUACAUUCAACUGCUAAGUACAGAGAUAAUAUCCAAA
Molecule: messenger RNA, 1234 nt
Organism: Xylaria bambusicola
Lineage: Eukaryota; Fungi; Ascomycota; Sordariomycetes; Xylariales; Xylariaceae
Exons: 4
Coding region: 138-1016 (292 amino acids)
Biological process (GO): mycotoxin biosynthetic process
Source: RefSeq, a predicted model, not a curated record